AUGGCAAAAAGUGGAGAUGGCAUACACAUCUUGCAGGGUCUCUUAGUCUUUGGGAAUGUGGUAAUUGGGAUGUGCGGCAUUGCCCUUACAGCAGAGUGCAUCUUCUUUGUGUCCGAUCCGCAUGGUCUCUACCCUCUGCUGGAAGCCACAGAAAAUGAUGACAUCUAUGCUGCUGCUUGGAUUGGCAUCUUUGUUGGCUUUGCACUCUUUGCUCUGUCUAUCCUUGGCAUCAUUGGAGUCAUUAAGUCCAAAAGGACCUUGCUGCUGGUGUAUAUUAUUCUGAUGCUGAUCACUUAUGCAUUUGAAAUGGCUUCUUGCAUCACAGCAGCGACGCACCGAGACUUUCUCACUCCGAAUCUCUUCCUAAAGCAAAUGCUGGAGAUGUAUCGGAAGUCAGAGCCCAUAAAUAACAAUGACAAAUGGAUGACUGAAGGGGUCACAAAGACAUGGGAUAAACUCAUGCUUGAGAACCAGUGCUGCGGGGUGCAGGGCCCCACCGACUGGCAGGAGUACAUGUCCGCCUUCCGCACCACGCACAGCGAUGCCGACUUCCCUUGGCCACACAAUUGCUGUGUCAUGGAUGCCCAAGGGUCUCCUGUCAACCUCGAUGGCUGCAAGCUUGGAGUCCCUGGCUACUAUAACAGCAAUGGUUGUUAUGAUGCUAUUUCUGGGCCAAUGAACACACAUGCCUGGGGCGUUGCCUGGUUUGGUUUUGCCAUCCUCUGCUGGACUUUCUGCGUCCUCCUUGGUACCAUGUUCUACUGGAGCAGAAUUGAAUACUGAAGGCCCGAUGUCCUCAACGCUGUCCAGAAACACCAUGUGAAACUGCAUUCGUUCAUCUCCUGCUCCGUUUUCCUUGUGCCA
Molecule: messenger RNA, 864 nt
Organism: Opisthocomus hoazin
Lineage: Eukaryota; Metazoa; Chordata; Aves; Opisthocomiformes; Opisthocomidae
Source: RefSeq, a predicted model, not a curated record